Chelonia mydas (Green sea turtle) is the source of this 11598-nucleotide messenger RNA. It is a transcript of the gene ST8SIA5, whose product is annotated as ST8 alpha-N-acetyl-neuraminide alpha-2,8-sialyltransferase 5. The transcript is spliced from 8 exons. Gene Ontology annotation, molecular function: alpha-N-acetylneuraminate alpha-2,8-sialyltransferase activity. The record is from RefSeq and is a predicted model, not a curated record. Gene Ontology annotation, biological process: oligosaccharide metabolic process; N-glycan processing. NCBI's taxonomy places the organism in Eukaryota, Metazoa, Chordata, Testudines, Cheloniidae. Bases 699 to 1949 code for a protein of 416 amino acids.
GUGCAUGGUGUACGCAAAUGUUACAGUAUCAAAGGCAUUAUCUGAACCUCACCUUGUUAAAUAAAAUGCAGCUUUUCAUGAUAGCCUAACCAGAUUGCUGCUGCUGUUUUUGCAGGGGGCUGGAAUGUAAUCCUCAUGAUCAUUACAUACUUGUUCGAUAAUAGUAUACCCCGGUCACGUCUCCCUGCAAGUGCAUUUCACUGGAAUCACUGAGCAGAAGCAAAGAAGAGCUGAUGAUAUGUGCUGCCGAAAAAGGUUGCGGGAGCCCUGUAUUUUCCACUGACUGCAGUUUUCUGUUUUAUUUGCAGCUUCUCCCAUCUGGAAUAUCAAAGCAGGAUUGAAGUAGAUAAUUGUUAGCAGCGGGUUUAUGUGAGAGAGACUGCAGGGAACAGAAUGCCUCGCGCACAGCACAAACUGCUUCGUCUGAAAGAACUAUGAAUAGAUGAUUUUUAGAUGUUACCCACAUCUAAUGCUCCUGGAAACUUUACAGUGGAAUGAGCCAUUGCGCCCAGUUCUUUAGUUAACAACCAAAAGGGGCAAGAAGGGGGACGCAGGGCUGAACAACGGGACACCUUGUCCUUGGAUUUCUCACAGAAAAGCUAGCAAAUGUUUCCCACCUCCUUCAAGUGAAAAGAGCAUGAAUGCUACAGUGAACUGAAUUCUACCCAACAGAGCUUAAGUAAGCUUUUUUCACAAGGAUGGGAUACAGCGACCCCUCGUCAAGCAGGGAUUUGCUGGGGAACAGAACUUUGUUCUUCAUCUUCAUCUGCACUUUUGCUGUGGUCACUUUGCUGCAGCAGAUACUGUAUGGGAGAAACUAUCUCAAGAGAGGGCUGCAGUUUAGCUGGCAGAGUGGAGAGGAAUUGGCAAAUUGGACCGGGACCUUUAAUUUCACGGAUGAUGGAGCAAUGAAGAGUGGCAGUGACACAGGCACCAGGUACUUUGAGUUUUAUGAAGGGCCUUUGGAAUACAACUCCACCAAAUGCCUGGAAUUAAGACAGGAUAUCAUUGAGGUGAAAGUGCUCUCUAUGGUGAAGCAAACCGAAUUGUUUGACAGGUGGAAGAGCCUACAGAUGUGCAAAUGGGAGAUGAAUGUGACAGAAGCCAACCUAUUCAAUUCAUUUGACAGGUCAACGUUGUCAAGAUGUUGCAAUGCCCCUGCCUUUCUGUUCACCACACAGAAAAAUACUCCCCUGGGAACUAAAUUGAAAUAUGAAGUGGAUACAAGUGGAAUCUUCCAUAUCAAUCAAGAAAUCUUCAGAAUGUUUCCAAAGGAUAUGCCGUACUAUCGCUCCCAAUUUAAGAAAUGUGCUGUGGUUGGGAAUGGAGGGAUUCUCAAGAACAGCAGAUGUGGACGGGAGAUUGACAGUGCAGAUUUCGUAUUUCGAUGCAAUUUACCUCCUGUAUCUGAGAAAUAUAUAGUGGACGUUGGAGUAAAGACAGACGUCGUGACAGUCAAUCCCAGCAUUAUUACUGAAAGAUUCCAUAAGCUGCAGAAAUGGAGGAAACCUUUCUAUGAUGUGCUACAGGUUUAUGAAAAUGCCUCAGUGCUGCUGCCUGCUUUCUACAACACCCGCAACACAGAUGUCUCUAUCCGGGUCAAAUACGUCCUGGACGAUUUUCAAUCUCAGCAAGCUGUCUACUAUUUCCACCCUCAGUAUCUCAUCAACGUCUCGCGCUACUGGCUUGCUCAAGGGGUGCGUGCCAAGCGGAUUAGCACGGGAUUGAUUCUGGUGACUGCUGCCCUGGAGCUGUGUGAAGAGGUCCACCUUUUUGGCUUUUGGGCUUUCCCCAUGAACCCCUCAGGGAUUUUUAUAACUCACCAUUACUACGACAAUGUCAAACCUCGCCCUGGCUUCCAUGCAAUGCCCUCAGAAAUCUUCAACUUCCUCCACAUGCACAGCAAGGGGAUCCUGCGGGUUCAUACCGGGACUUGCAGCUGCUGUUGAUGAUGAUGAUGAUUUUUCCUCUGAUGUAAACGUGCAACAGGAACUCAGUUUAGUGCAGAAGAGUUUUAUUACAUCCUGAGAUUAUGCAAUAAUUAUUCGAUAUCGAUUUCUCAAAGCAUUGCGUCCAAUAGAAGCUGAGAUUCCAGCAUCCUUCCUGCUAGUUGGGGUAGGGUUAUGUGAUUUGGGUGAAGUGAAACUCGUCCAUCAUAGGAUAUGCACUGCCCUGAAAAUCAGACCAAGAAGCACAUUUCCAAUAGGUUUUAGAGAUAUACAGAGCACAUUAGUGUAGCUAUCAUUUCACUUUCAGGAAAAGCACCAAACUGAACCCAUUGGGUAAAGCGAAUUUUAGCAUAUACUGCAGAGCAUGAGAAAGGUGUUUUGACUCAUAGACAACUGGGGACAUUGCUGAUUUUAUUGAAACUGCUGUUCUCUUGCAUUAGGGUUUUACAAACAAAUUCUUUAAGCAUUAUUGUAGUUGUAAGGGGAGAGGUAUAAGCUGUGGUCUUUAUUGUGUAAUGAUGCAUAGCAUCGAUGAAACAUGUCUGUGUAAUAUCUCAUGGUCAGGUUAGCUCAUUGGUUAGAAACCAGGCAGGACAGAACAGGUGGUUAAACUGCAAUUCCCAGCAAAAUGUAACUGCAUCAAUCUUAUCAAAUCAUAGCUUCCUCUUCUUUGGUUUCCCACAUACCUCCUUGUGUCUUACCCGCCUCCCUCCCUUCCCCAAACAUGUUUUCUUCCUCAGAGCCUGAAAUACUUUCCGUCUAGCUUAAAAAAGCUAAUGGUGUGUGUUUGCUCCUGCAGUCACCAGCUCUGGACUUCUGACUGUUUCUUGGCAAAGCAAUAUAUUGGUCCCAUAGAAUUCUGCCAGGGCAUGUGAGUAGUUCUCUUGAAGCCCCUGAGACUAUUCUACAUGAAGUUUGCAGUACUGAUUUUUGGGUUCAUACAGCACCAACCAUAGGAGACGACAAGGCUCUUCUUGCAGAUUAUUUUUUUCGGAUUAUUUUGAUGAAGCAACAGAAUGAUGAGGUACUUCCCCCAUUGGGAAAGCUUUCUAGUUACUUAAUAUUUACAGCAGUUGGUGGAAGGUAAAUGCUGUUGGCUGGAGGGCUGGGAGGAGAUAGAAAUGAAGUUAAACAAUGGAGUCACUUCUCAUAGUUCGUGUGUGUUUAAUUUAAAGUUAUACAUUCAGAGACCUUAAGUGUAUGAAUUAGACAUUGUCUUCUGUUGGGGACACGGUUGUGAGUGUUACCCCAUUUUAGCACUAACCUACACUUAAAAGUUUUACCAUCAUAACUAUGUCAGUGAUGUCAGAGGGAAUUUUUUGCUCACAUAGUUAUGCUGGUAAAAGUCCUAGGUAGUUGCAGUUUUAUAAAAGGCGCCUUAUACUGGUACAGCUUAUUUCAGUUCCUGUACGGAAAUUUGUCUAUGAGUCAAAUCUCCUUCCUUUGAAGUUUUUAAGGCCAGGCUUGACUGAAAAACAAAGGUGUGAUUAAAGAGAGGUUAAAAGGCAUAGUAGAGAGACAACCCUUCCGUUUAUUGUUGCCAGUUCUGCUGAGGUCUGAUUCUUGAUCUGUUGAUGUCAAUGUUGAUGCCAAGUUAGUUUCAUACAUUGAGUUUCAUACGUUCAUGGAACUUGUCUAGUUUGGGGGACAGAUUAAUUUAGUUCCCGGGACUUACUUUAAUGGCCUGUAGUAGAGAGCUAAUACGGCAGAUUCCAGAGUUCUUAAUGACUUCAGGAUAUUCUGAUUCCUUAUCCCUAUUAGGGGUAGGCCAAGGAUGUGGAAGUUGGAUCCAGACAAGGAUUAUGUAGCCAUCUUUUUCAGAAACCAAAUUUGCCAAAUCUGACAAACUCUCUCCCUUCACUACCCUAUUCCAACACUAUUUCCUUCCCUUCUUUCUUCCCUCCCUCUUUCUGACCCUGAGAUCUUUCUUCUUCUGUUUGGCUUUAAUCCAUCAACCUCUCUCCCCCUAGCUAUUUAUAAUAUUUCUAUGAAUUUAGCAUCUAACCCUUCGUACCUCCUUUCAUUCCAGUCUCCCUUUCUAAAGGCCAAUUUGAAGUCAAACACAAACUUAUUGAUUCUAGUAGUAGCAGGCCUAAUUCUCUAUCUCCAUUGACAACUGCACUCUCCUUCUUAUUUUCCAGGCCCACAACCUUGGUGUUAUCUUAGACUCUUCUUUCUAUGUCUAUCCAGUCUCUCACCAAAUUGCCUAAAUUCGGCUUGCUGAAUAUCAACAAUAUCUGCUCUUUCUCCAACCCCACCAUUAAUAACGUACUUGCUGGUUCUCUCUCACCUUUAUUACUGGAACUUGCUCCUAUCUGGUCUCCCUGCUUCUCACCUCUCCUUUCCAGUCUUCUUUCUGUUUCCCCAUUCUGUCACAUCAGUCCUUUCCUUAAGACCCUCCAUUGGUCCCGUCUCUUACUGUGUCAAAUCAGUCCCCUACACAGCCCUGUGUGAUCUCACCCCAUUUAUAUCUCACACCUCUGCUUUCAUUUCUCUCCCUCCCUCAUCCUCUGCCGAUGCACUUCCCAAACUUUUCCCAUGGCAUCCUACAUCUUUAUAACGCUCUCACCUUCAUGCCCCAUUUACCUGAGACACUCUUGCUGUCCUCUCUCUCUUCCUUCAACCUCACCUCUUCAAACAAUACACUUUCUCAUCUUCCUCACCUGAAUUGUUGUCCAGUGUCUUGUCUUAUUUAGAUUUGAAGUCCUAGGUCAGUAGGUCAUCCAGUCCACCCCCUGCUCAAAGCAGGACCAACCCCAACUAAAUCAUCCCAGCCAGGGCUUUGUCAAGCCUACCUUAAAAACUUCAAAGGAAGGAGAUUUGACUCAUAGACCUUAAUUGGCAUGUAAAGAGCUGUGUACCUUUAUGGAGCUACAGGAGGAUCUGAUAUAAGGUUUUGCCUAGGGUUUGAGUCCGAAUCAGGGGCCUAGGGUUUUUAGUUUACAAUGUAGAGAUCUCAGAAGCUGUUCUUGCAAGACUUUGACUCUCUCCUUUGAAAUUUGGUUUCAGAGCUCCUUCCUAUCCCUAUGUCUAUCAAAAUUGCUUCCAUUAUAAACAAAACAUAAAGAAAACAAAUCUGAAAGGAAGAAAAGUACAGUUGUUUUAAUUAAAAAGUCAGUGUUUACCACAAGUGACCAGGAUGAUGUUUGGAGAUGCUACCAUACCUCCCUUUCCUUAGAACAGGAAAUACUGUGAUAUUUAAGAUUCUGCAGCCUGUUGACUGUGGAACAACCAUCACUGUAAUUGAUUAUAGCAUUUCAGAGCUCAUAGGGGAAAGCUCACAGGGGAAAAUACCGAGUGAAACAGAAGAGAUGCCGAUGCUUCAGGGUCCUGUAGUUUUGUUGUCAUACUGUAGGCAUAUUACAUUUGAGCAAGCAUUAAUUUGUAUUUAACAGACAUAAAAUACUAAGCACACAAUAUAUGAGCGGAUGAAUGUCUGAGUGAGUGGAAUGUUUUUCCUUGAUUUAAUAUGCAAAAGAGGUCUCCAACUUUGAUGUGUUGACUAAACUAAUGUAUGUAUAGGGUCUUGAUGGUAAAAGUGUGAUAUACAGAGCAAUUUAGACUACUGGCUAUGGCAUUUGAGAGGGAUUAGGAGGCCUGAGUUCUGUUCCCUUUGCUGAGUGACCUUAGACAAGCCAUUUUAACUUCUGGGCCUCAGUUUCUCCACCUGUGAAAUAGGGAUAAUAGUGGUCACCUACUGUUCACAAAAUACCCUGAGAGCCUCGGAUGAAAAGUAUGAUAUAAGAGUCAAUAUUUUUGUUAGAAUGGCAUAAUAUUUUUCAUCCCUAAAAUGUUCCACAAACACCAACUAGCUUAUCCUCACAACUCCCUGGUGAGGUAGCUAAGUAUUAACAUCCGCAUUUUAUGCUUGAGGAAACUGGGGCAGAGGUAAAUUAGGUGAAUUAUCACAAGGUGAGUCAUUGUCAAAGUUGAGAUUAGAACUGGUGCACAGUGUCUUGCCUAGAUCUCUAGACAACAUUGCCUUUUGCUAUGUGUUAAGCUUUAUAAUAAUAAGAAUGAUCCUGAAUCCCUGACUUAGCUUUGACUGGUUCUGCCUGAAUAUGGAUUGGGUAAUGAUGUCAGCAUUUGCCUCAAUAUUUCUUUGCUGCUCUUUUUGCUAUGGUUACUUUGUUUGCUGAGGAAAUUUCUUUGCUUUAUUGGUUGACGUGAACAACAGUGACUGAAAGGAGGCUGAUGUAUUGUUUGUGACAGAUACUUAUAACAAGGGAAGACUUGGAAAAGCAUCUGUAAGUGGGGAGAAAAUGGUGCAAAUCUGCCUUUUCAUUAUAAGAAAGUGUGUCAAUUUUUAGGACAGGAAAGAGGAUAAUAGAAAACACAACUACAUGGUAACAGGCCUUUCCUUUUCUUUGUUUGCUUUACAUAACUGAUUGAUGUACCUCAACCGGGGUUACACUGUAAUAGGUGCAGUUUUACUGUCUUUAGAAUUUGCUUAUGAUUCUAUAAUUACUCUAUUUUUUUAACAAUUUAAAAAUGUAUAUGCAAGAUACUUACACAUCUGCACCAAAGGCCCAGUCCUGCAAUGUUUAUCCAGAUGAAAUUCCCAUGGAAGUAAAUGGGAGUUUUGUUUGUGUAGGCACUGCAGAAACAGUCCCCAAACAUGUGUAGGAAGAUUUUCAUUAUAGUGUACAUAGCUGUAUAGAAUUAGAUAUAUACAGUCAUACACAAACUAUGUAGAUCUAGAAAAACCCAUUUCAUAUAUGACUAGCCUAUGAAAUAACAUGUAUGCUAUUUCCUGGAGAGUUUAUGUUUACCUGCCUGGUAUGUUUUGCAGAGUGUUGCUCAAAAGUUGACUUGUGAAAAGUGAAUGCAGGUUUGAAAAUGCCCUAAGUAGAAACUUUAGUCCAGUUCUCACCUUGGGCCCCGAUUCUGCAUUAGGCUCCAUAAAGUCAGAUGCCUGUGUCCCCACAAUGACUUCAGUGGGGCUCUGCACAGUUGCAGGGGUCUAGCUUCAUGGAGCAGCUUUCAGGAUGGGGGUGUGAGACCACGGAAUGCUGAUCCAUUCUUUCCAGAAUGCAAAUAAAUAUAACGGAGGGGUACAACACUCCUCAUAUGCACAGUGAUCAUUACCUGUAAAAUGUUACUGUAGAAUGAGAUGCACAGUGGUCAGUGCCAAAGUUUAUGGCAUAGGCACCCUGCCUGAUGCCGCAGAUUAAUCAAAGGGAGGAAAAGAAGGAUUUUAGGGAGAGCUCCACCAUCCUUUUUUAAUACGAUCAUUUCUUAUCCCGUUCAAGUACUGUUAAGCUUAAGAAAAUACCUCCUUGAAAUCAGGAAGCUCGUCGAAUUGGAUGGUAUUUUGCUUCCCUUCCCCUUCAUUCAAACACUGAAUGGUAAAUGACUGCCUAGGAAGGAGUACUGUGGAAAGGGAUGUGGGGAUCAUAGUGGAUCACAAGCUAAAUAUGAGUCAACGGUGUAACACUGUUGCAAAAAAAGCAAACAUCAUUCUGGGAUGUAUUAGCAGGAGUGUUGUAAGCAAGACAUGAGAAGUAUUUUUUCCGCUCUGCACUGAUUAGGCCUCAACUGGAGUAUUGUGUCCAGUUCUGGGUGCCACAUUUCAGGAAAGAUGUGGUCAAAUUGGAGAAAGUCCAGAGAAGAGCAACAAAAAUGAUUAAAGUUCUAGAAAACAUGACCUAUGAGGGAAGAUUGAAAAAAUUCGGUUUGGUUAGUGUGGAGAAAAGAAGACUGAGGGGGGACAUGAUUACGGUUUUCAAGUUCGUAAAAGGUUGUUACAAGGAGGAGGGAGAAGAAUUGCUCUUAACCUCUGAGGAUAGGACAAGAAGCAAUGGGCUUAAAUUGCAGCAAGGACGGUUUAGGUUGGACAUUAGGAAAAACUUCCUAACUGUCAGGGUGGUUAAGCACUGGAAUAAAUUGCCUAGGGAGGUUAUGGAAUCUCCAUCACUGGAGAUUUUUAAGAGUAGGUUAGACCAGUGGUUCUCAAAGCCGGUCGCUGCUUGUUCAGGGAAACCCCCUGGCGGACCGGACCAGUUUGUUUACUUGCCGCGUCUGGAGGUUCGGCUGAUCGCGGCUCCCACUGGCCACAGUUCGCCACUCUGGGCCAGUGGGGGCUGCAGGAAGGGUGGCCAGCGUGUCCCUUGGCCCGCGCCGCUUCCUGCAGCACCCAUUGGCCUGGAGCGGUGAACCGUGGCCAGUGGGAGCCGCGAUCGGCCGAACCUCCAGACGCGGCAGGUAAACAAACUGGUCCGGCCUGCCAGGGGCUUUCCCUGAACAAGUGGUGGACCAGCUUUGAGAACCACUGGGUUAGACAAACACCUGUCAGGAAUGGUCUAGAUCAGGGGUCAGCAACCUAUGGCACACAUGCCAAAGGCGGCACGCGAGAUGAUUUUGAGUGGCACUCACACUGCCCGGGUCCCGGCCACUGGUCCCGGGGGCUCUGCUGCCGGCCUGGCGUCCUACCGCUGGCCCCCUGCCACCUGGGGUCCUGUCCACUGGCCCCUGCUCAGCCCGCUGCUGGCCCCAGGUCCCAGCCACCGAUCCCGGGCGCUCUGCUUCCAUCCUGGCGUCCUGGCCACUGGCCCGGGGCUCUGAAGCCGCCUGGGGCAGUGAGGGGUGCAGACAGGGGCAAGAGAGGGCGCAACUCAGCACCCCCACUUUAAAAAUUUAAAAAUUGUUCCCGUGCCACCGUACUGGGAUAUUUUAAAGUCCUGAUUUGCUGCUUACAUCACUAUAACGUCACGUGGAACAGUACAUUGUAUUUAACGUUGUGCAUGCCAUCUGUUGCGAUUUUUCCCCCCACUGUAAGUUGAGGGGUACAUUUGACAAAAUGUCAGCUCCUAAGAAAGCAAAGUUAAAUGUUCGUUCAUUUCACUUCACAGCAACAUUUGGUGUCUAAGUCAUGGCAAAGUUUUGGUGCACUUUGUAAACUGUUUUGAUGCAGUCAAGGCCUUUUUAUUAGAAAAAGGACAAAACUACACCAAACUGGGUGAUGACAAAUGGCUGAGUAAGCUCAUGUUUCUAACUGACAUCACCACUCAUGUAAACAAACUCAACCUCUAUCUCCAGGGCUCAGGGCAAACGGUUCUGGAUCUUUAUGAAACCUGGAAGGCAUUUGUUGUAAAACUACCCUUUUAUUCUCGGGAUAUUUGAAUUUCGACUUUCUGCUACUUCCAACACGUGAGCUAUCUGCAUGUUGCACUGUCAGUGUCGAUGAGAUUGGAAUGUACAUGCAAGAACUGGAAUCAGAAUUUCCUGACAGAUUUCAAGAUUUCCAGCGAUUUGGCCCAAUGCGUUCUUUUCUAAUUAAACCUGAAAAGUUCAAUGAAAGCAACUUGGAUUUGUCUGUAUUUCAGUGGAUGGGUGUUGAAGAUUUCGAAAUGCAGCUCAUUCAGUUAAAAAGCUCAGAAUUGUGGGCAUCAAAGUUUGGAGUGCUGCGGAGUGCACUUAAAGCUACCGAGAGAGAUCAUGGGGCCUCUAUUCUGACCUGCUGGACAUCCCUGCCAGCAAAAUUUAACUGUUUGAAGAAACUUGCAUUUGCAAUACUUUCAGCAUUUAGAUCCACAUGCCUCUGUGAAUAGGUAUUUUCACACAUGAAAUCUGUCCUCUGUCCUUCUUGGAGCCAGUUAACAGCUGAUCACUCAGAAGCCUGUGUGCAGCUUCAAUUAUCCAAAUGUGUGCCAGACAUUGGAAAACAGCAAGGAAAAGCAAGGGCAAGGAUCACACUAAACUGAUAAGAUCCGCAUUUUAAUUUAAUUUUAAAUGAAUCUUUUUAAACAUUUUAAAAACCUUAUUUACUUUACAUACAACAAUAGUUUAGUUAUAUAUUAUAGAGAGAGACCGUCUAAAAACGUUAAAAUGUAUUACUGGCACCGCAACCUUAAAUUAGAGUGAAUAAAUGAAGACUUGGCACACCACUUCUGAAAGGUUGCCGACUCCUGGUCUAGAUAAUACUUAGUCCUGCCAUGAGUGCAGGGGACUGGACUAGAUGACCUUGCGAGGUGCCUUCCAGUCCUAUGAUUCUAUGAAUAUCCAGUGUUAACGCAGCUCCUUUUUAAAAGGCCUUCUAAAAAGGGUACAUCUGGGUGCUAAUAAGUGUCUGUCAAUGCUCCUUUAAGGAAACAAGGGGAUGGUUUGCUGCUCACAUAUACACCAGCCAAAUGAGGAGCUGACGAGGAUCCUGUUCCAUUUCUGAAUGCUGAGAUUUCAGACAGGAAAGGCUGCAGGCCUUUGGCACCAAAUCGCUGAUCUGCCAAAGCAGGGACUUGUUCAGCUCUUCAGCUUCACUUUUGGAGGUUAAAAUUUAAUUUCAGGCAUAUUGCUGAGAACGUGAAAAGUUGAGACAGGGAUGGAGUGGGGGGGAUAAUAUUAGGAGUUAAUCCCUGGAUACUGAUAUUAUCCUCAGGAGACUCAGAGAGAAGCUGUAUUAGAUGAACCUCAAAACAUGAUAUGAAGUGAUAAUAGUAUGUGGGGAAUGCAGGCUCACAUAGGGUAGCAAUGUAUACUAUAUAGGGAGGGAAGAGGGGAUGAGACUGCUCCGUGUUUAGUGACUGGUCCAUGAAGAGGUUUAUGAAUCUGCUACUGCUUCCAGCUAAGGGAGUUAGUCUUUUAGCAUAAGUAGUACAGCCUCUUGCUUUUAGCUCUACAGAGCCCAUGUUCAACCCCUGGGCUUGGUCCCAGCAGGUUGAGUGGUAUUAGGUCAAUUACAUAGUACAGCACAACUGUGGUGGUUCUCCUGGGGUAGGGAAAAGUCCGGUCACAGGCUGCACAGGGAGACACUAAGGCUAUGUCCACACGUGGCCGCGUGCCUCCCAGCCUGGUUCAACAGACUAGGGUUAGUGGGGCUUGUGCUAGCACUCUAAAAAUAGCUGUGUAGAAGUAGACAGCAAUUUGAAGGGUGGCUCAGGCUGGAGCUAUGGCUCUGAAGCCCACCCGCCUCCCUGGGCUUCAGAGCCUGAGCUCCAGCUUGAGCCGCAAUGUCUACAUUGCUAUUCUUAGUGUGGGAGGCUCCCUGCCACAGGCUGUGUAGACAUAUACCCUAACCGCCCUGUGUGCCACGGAGCAGUGCUUGGAGGGUCUCCAGGACUGUCCCUAGGAGCGGUCUGGUCAUGCCAAGUAGGUCUAUGACAUCCCCCAACCAACUGGCUAUCAAAGCCACAUGGGGAAGAGUGUAAUAGGCAGGAGCCACGACUAUGCUGCCGAGGCUGUAUUACUGUAGAAUUACAUUUUGGAGGCUGUAGUAAUAGCUACAUAGUUGCUGCACAAUUCAUUCUGGAGGCAGGGUGGCAGGAGUCAUUUCCCCACAGCCUCAUAUAGCUAGCCCCCAGUGAGGCUUGGUGGAAGAAAGGGGUAAUUCACCCGAGGUGACUUGAUGAAGUAAGAGAGGGCCGCAAAAAUCAACAUUGUUCCAUGAAUGUUUUACACUGACUGGAUGGUUCAUUAAAUCAACAGGAACAUUGACAUGAGAGUGACCAGGCUGGUUAAUAAUACAAGAGCUAUCGCUGACAGAGCCAUAUUUCAAGCAUUAGAUUUUUAUACCGUAAUACGUAAUGCACUCAUUUCUGCUAGAAUGGCUUCUUUGCAUAAGGAGGAGCGGGUCCUGAAUGAAUGGUGCUGGGGCAAGUGACUGGAGGCUUUCCUCCUCCUGUGACCCUUUGAGGCUCUGAUAUUUGCCGUCAGA